AUAUAUUUGUUACUAUCCAUUGUCAAUUGCGUAGCGAUGUGGUAAUGUGGAGCAUGGAUUAUAUUAGUAGCUUAACGGAUUAUUCCUCGUGACAACGUGCUUCUCUAAUAAUUACCAAAUAGUUCUAACUGUAUGUAUCUAGUAACGGUAUCUUACUGCACUUCGCCUAUAAAAAUAAAAGACACUGUUUGAUAUGAGUUUAUACUUGCAACUGGCAAACACGGAACUCAACUUGGAGCUGGUACAAGUACUGUUUAGACAUGGAGAAAGAACACCACGUGAAAAAGAACUGUCGCCGAAUGAUUUGUCCAACGUUUCAAUUUAUGAACCUUGGGGCCUUGCUCAGUUGACAAACGAAGGAAAAAUGAGAGAGUAUCGGAUUGGAAAAAUGUUAAGGGAUCGCUAUAAUAAAUUCUUAGGUGAUAUUUAUUACCCAAGUGAUGUAUAUGCCUUCAGUUCGGAUCACGAUCGAACGAAAAUGUCCCUUCAAUUGGUGUUAGCUGCUCUUUAUCACCCGGCUCCAACGCAAAAGUGGAAUGAAAAUUUGUCAUGGAUACCCAUACCAACGUAUUAUAUGCCAGAGAAAGUGGAUGAUCUGAUGAAACCCGACUUGUCUCCAUUAUACAUAAAUGCUAUUAAAGAAGUGAGAAAUACGGAGGAAAUUCUAAAAAGAGUAUCGCCUUACAAAGAUUUAUUUGAUCUUCUUUUCGAAAAGACUGGCAAGAAUGUAACUGCGACAAACGAAUCGUAUGAAAUGUACAAUCAACUCGCAGCAAAGAAAGCCAUGAAUCUGCCUCUGCCAGAAUGGUGUACCGAUGAGGUUUACAAGAAGCUCCAAGACACUGUGAAGAUCGAGUACGAUAUACGUUCGUACACACCGUUUUUGAAACGAUUGAAUGGUGGCGCGUUAAUUAAAAGAUUCAUCGACAAUAUCAAGAUUAACGAAAAGCGCGACAGGCCAAGAAAAAUUUACUUGUAUAGUGGACACGAAGUGAAUAUCGCUGCUGUUGCGAAAGCACUAAAUUUACCCGAACCUGAGCUGCCACCAUACGGAUGCGCGAUUAUACUUGAAAAAUUAAGGGACUCAGCUGGCAAGAGCUACAUCAGGAUGCUGUAUUGGAGUGGAGCUACCGAAGAAUUGAAAGUUUAUAAAAUUCCUGGAAAUGAGGAAAUUUGUCCAAUGGAAAAAUAUUUAGAUAUCGUAAAAGACGUACUUCCGACGAAUGAAGAAGUUUACCACAAAUGGGAUCACUUAUCUAAAGAAGACUUACGACAACUAUACGAAGAAAGACUUAAUCUCAAUUAAAUAUUAAUUUCGUGCAUUAAUGCAUCUUAGGAUUCAAUUUGUUAAAAUAUAAUUGUGACGCAAAAUUUAUAUUCGGUGAUUACGAUAAAACAUGGAAAAUUAUUUA
This is a messenger RNA of Eufriesea mexicana, 1412 nucleotides long. Its product is annotated as venom acid phosphatase Acph-1. Bases 194 to 1306 code for a protein of 370 amino acids. Gene Ontology annotation, molecular function: phosphatase activity. The transcript is spliced from 7 exons. Gene Ontology annotation, biological process: dephosphorylation. The record is from RefSeq and is a predicted model, not a curated record. NCBI's taxonomy places the organism in Eukaryota, Metazoa, Arthropoda, Insecta, Hymenoptera, Apidae.